Messenger RNA from Teleopsis dalmanni, 2608 nucleotides. RefSeq lists its product as uncharacterized. Gene Ontology annotation, molecular function: protein binding. NCBI's taxonomy places the organism in Eukaryota, Metazoa, Arthropoda, Insecta, Diptera, Diopsidae. Bases 71 to 2608 code for a protein of 845 amino acids. The transcript has 14 exons. The record is from RefSeq and is a predicted model, not a curated record.
UUAACUCAACAUUUUUAUACUAAUUUAAAUCUAUAUUUCAUAACAAAACAAGUCAUUUUUAUUUAAUACAAUGCCACCAAAGCGCCGACGAAGAUUUCAAGGAUUAUACUACCAUUCCUCACCACCCAAAGUUAUGCCUAUGAACGGACAACAUUCUGGACAAAAUGGACAGAAGCGUCGUGAUUUUGACGAAUUUGCAGUUAAGUUAUCGACAAUUCGUAUUUGGAUGCAUGAAAAAGAUAUAGGUAAACUAACACGCAUUCUAUGGGCUGGACAGGGACAUCGUUUGGCGCAACAAGCCAGCACAAAUUCAAAAGUUAAGCGAUUUCUAGCAGCUGUGCCUUAUGUUAUGAAUUCAGUUAAGGAUACUCAUCAAGCAGUAAUCGACAACAGCUUGGAAACAUUGCAGACUUUGUUGGAACCACCCGUGCCAGCCGCACUUGUCACAUGCAAGGACGCAAAUGGCUUAAAUAUAAUUCAUAAAGCAGCUGGUUUAGGCCACACUAAGAUCUUAGAAUAUUUGAUUGGUAUUUGGCCUGAUGGUGCACAUGAAACCGACAUAACUGGAAAGACACCUCUACAUUGGGCGGCUAGUGCCAAAAAUAAUAUGCGCUGUUACACUUUACUUACGCAAGCCGGUUGCGACGAGGAAGCAGUUGACUAUAAAAUGAGAACCCCCUCCUACUAUCGUCAUAAGCCAAAUGAAAUAGAGCGUGCGUUUUUGUUGUAUGUGCCGGAAGCACCACGUGUAUCACCCGAUGUCGCUACUGAUUGGGAGGCAUUGAGUGAUGAAAGUGCCGAUGGAAAGAAAAUAAGUGUCAAAAUACCUGACACAAAUGGUGCUGGAUCGGCUAAGGAAGAUAGCAUUGAGAAUACGUCAGAGAUAGACUUAACUGAUGGCGUAAAUGGAAAUGACGAAGAGGAGAUAGCUAAAGAAUCUAAUAAGUCCGAAGCCGAAAAUGGCAUAGAUUCAGUGCCGCAGACACCAGAAAAAAUGGAUGAAGAGUUAGCUUCAAAAGCGGAGGAUACGAAUGAGGCCAUUGAGCAAAUUGCUGCGGAAAUUUCCGAUGACGCUGAGAAUAUUGUCAGCGAUCUAAAUGAUGAAACGUUAGCAAAGAGUAUUAUGGAGAAUGGUGAAGGUGUGGAAAAUGGUGAAAGUGUGGAGAAUGGUGAAGGUAUGGAAAAUGGUGAAACUAACGAAAACGUUGAAAAUGGUGAAAGUACCGAGAAUGGUGAAAGUACCGAGAAUGGAGAAGCUUCAGAUAAGGGUGAAAUUGAUGACAAGGAUGCAGAAGUACCUUGUGAUGAAAAUGUAGGUAUUGGUGAAAGUUUAGAGAAUGAUGCGCUCGUUCAAAACAUAGAUACUGUAAAGAAUAUAGAAUUAGAAGAACCAGAAGAAAACGAAAUGAUUGAUUCAUUGCUAAAUUCAAAUCUAUCUGAAAUUGAAAAAGAGAUUGAUAACAAUAUAGAAGAUAUAAACGACAUAACAAAAGUAGAGGAGGAGGAAUUGGAUAAUGAAAAUAAUGAAAACGAGAAUGAUAUAACUAAGAAUGAAUUAAAUAACGCACAAGAUUCUGAGAUCGUUACCAACGAUGAAAUAGAAGAGACUAAUCAAGAAUUAGCUGAUAGUCAGUUAGAUGAUAAAAAUGAUAAUGAAAUGGACACAGUGGAAACAAAUGACCUAAAUGAACACCGAAAUGAAUCACUCAAAAACGAAAAUGAUGAAACUGUAAAGACUGAAAUGCCGAUAAUAGGAGAAGAUGAAAAUUUAUUAAAUAAGGAUAAUGAGAGUACUGAAGAAAAUCAAGAUGAAUUGUUAGUAGAAAGUAAAUUAAGUAAUAAAAUAAUUGAGCAAGAUCGUGAAACAGGAGAAGAAACCUGCAUUAAGAAAACUGAAGAAGAAAUUACUGAAGUUGAAAAGUUAAGUACUGAGUCUGAAGCUAAUUUAAUCAAUAAAAUUAAUGAACUUGUUGAGAAUAUAGCUGAUCAUGAUCACGAUGAUCAUAAUAACAACCAUAACGAUUCAGAGGAUGAUGAUGAUGAGAAUUUAGAUAUCGAACCUGACGAGGAAACCGAAAAAGAAGAUGAAGAAUCAGGGACCGAAAAUGUUCCAAUCACCGAUGAUAACAAUAAUGAAGAUGUUGAACAUACAGAGGAAGAGGAAAAUGAGAAUUAUGGCGUAGAUUCACCCAGUUCUUCACUUGCAAUUGAAGGUUACGUUGCUGGAGAAUCCGAGGAUAAUACAGUUCAGUCACAAUCUGCAGCUUAUGUUGAUGAAGUAAUUCCAAACAACCUAAAGGAAACACGCAUUGAAGAUAUAAUUGCGUCCGGCGAUAUGGAGCAAUUAGCGCAAAUUGUGUUGAAUGGCGAUGGUAAUAAAUUGUUGAACAUGCAAUCUCCGGAACCAGAAAUACAAGCAUUUCUGAAUAAUGUACCAAAUUAUAUGAAUAAAAUACGUCGCGUGCAUGAAGCUGCUCGCGAAGGGAAAAUAUUGUCGUUGCAACAAGCCUUGGAUCGUCGAAAGUUUGCAAUAGCCAGGGAUGAAAUAUCACCAAAUGGAGCUACACCUUUACAUGUGGCUGUUCUAUUUGGUCAUAGUGAUUUAUAG